Artibeus jamaicensis (Jamaican fruit-eating bat) is the source of this 480-nucleotide messenger RNA. RefSeq names its product secretoglobin family 1D member 2 (gene SCGB1D2). Gene Ontology annotation, biological process: signal transduction. Bases 105 to 377 code for a protein of 90 amino acids. NCBI's taxonomy places the organism in Eukaryota, Metazoa, Chordata, Mammalia, Chiroptera, Phyllostomidae. The transcript is spliced from 3 exons. The record is from RefSeq and is a predicted model, not a curated record.
UGUGAGGCUCACUGGGAACAAAUAGCCCUGAGAUCCCCAGGCUUCUGAGUCCAGCUGCUAACUGCUCAUUGUUUGCUAAAGCUGAACUCAAAGCAACAUCAACCAUGAGACUGUUCCUGUCUGUCCUGCUGGUCACUCUGGCCCUUUGCUGCUAUGAGGCAAAUGCAAAAGUCUGUCCAGCUAGGAUGGCUGAACUUAGAAGCUUCUAUUUGGAUACUGAAGAGAUGUACAAUCUUCUUCUUCUGAUGUUUGCUCCACCUAGAGAAGCUGCCGAGGCCAUGGUAAAAGUGAAGAAAUGCGUAGGUCAUAUGUCCCUAGAAGACAGAAAGAGAGCUUACAAUACUCUGAAUGAUGUGAAGAACAUGUGUGACCAGUAGAUAUUAAAAAUCUUACACAUGAGAGCCUCUGUCAUUUAAGGAUGGCCUAAUCACCCCCAGAAAAUGUGAAGGUUUCAACAACUUACUUCAAUAAAGUACUUGC